UUUUGCGUCCAUCUUCAUUUUAAGAAAUUUCAUAUUUGUAAAACCGUGUCAGUUAAGAAAACCCUAUUUUUAUUGGGUCAAUUUUUAUUGGGUCAAGGAAUAAUACAAAUAUUUUGUGACUGAAUGUUGUCUAAUCAGAUACAGAAAGAAAGAUAAAGCGAGCAAACACACCGUCCUUCUAAAUUAUCGGAGCUCCACCUAUAAUGAACGGGAUGAAAGAGGCUGUGUGUUUAAUGUUCUUGACUGGAUGUUUAGCAGCAUCAAAGCUCCAUCAAGUGAUAGAUAAUGGUCACAGCUUCAAUGUUACAGUUAAUGAUAUUUUGAUAUUUCAACAUACCUAUGACAACCCUAUGCUUUACGUUGGAAUGGGAAGAACAAACUUCCUAGAAUUCCGUGGGAAUUUCCGUAUUGAAAGCGACAUCGACAGAAGAGUAGGACUGAGAAAUUACACAUAUCAGAACUAUAAUUGGACAGAUGAGAUUGACUUUUUGUUUGAAGAACAUCAGCUGAGAUUUCGGAUCACAACAUACAAUGAGAAAUCAGUAGGGAUUGAAAUAAUCAAUAAUGGCAUAGAAUACGAUUACCUCUGGUUUCGAGUGGUCGCUGAAGCCUCAGAACAAGUUUAUGGUCUUGGAGAACAAUUCAGUCACCUAAAUCUGAGGGAAUUUUCUUACACACCAGGAAAAGACCCAGAAUCAUUUUCAGUUAGUAGGUCAAGGGACAGAAUUUAUCCUAUUUGGACAAGAGAACAAGGUGUUGGACGGGACAAGCAUGACCAAGUGACAUUUUUCGCCGAUAAAAUGAGUGGCGCUGGCGGUGAUUAUCAUACGACAUAUUUUCCACAAGCAACCUUCAUCAGUUCUAGAAAGUACCUAUUUCAUUACGAUGGCUAUAACUAUGCUGAGUUCGAUUUCAGUCACAACAAAUACCAUGAAGUUUUCAUAAAAGGGGACUUUUCAAAUAUUGCAAUCAUACCCCGAGAUAACAUGGUGGACCUCGUGAAAAGUUUUGUUACAGACACGCCGUUGGGAAAGAUGGCACCUCUACCUAGCUGGUUACGAGAUGGAAUUAUACUUGGCGUUCAAGGAGGAACAGAUGUUAUGCUAAAAAGGCUAAAGACUGCCCAAGACCAAGGUGUUGCUGUUAAUGGAUUGUGGAUACAGGACUGGGCUGGAAUUAAAAACACUACGUUUGGUCAAAGAUUGUUUUGGAAUUGGAAAUGGAACCCCAAAAGAUAUCCGGGUUUGGACCAGAAAAUCAAAGAUCUGAAAGCUCAAGGAGUGAAGGUGCUUGCAUAUAUAAACCCUAAUUUGAAUAUCGAAGGUGAUUUGUAUAAGACUGCAUCAAGCCAAGGUUUUGUGGUGAAUAACAGAACUGGAAACCCGUAUCUUUUAGAUUUUGGUGAAUUUCUGUGUGGAAUAGUUGAUUUGACCAACCCAGCUGCAUUUAAUUGGUAUAAAGGUCAGAUUAAAACUAAUAUGAUAGACCUAGGUCUGAGUGGCUGGAUGGCAGAUUUUGGCGAGUAUCUUCCCGUAGAUGCUGUAGUAUUUGACAAAACUAUGUCUAUUGAGAUGGUACACAAUCAGUGGCCAGUAUUAUGGGCAAGUUGUAAUAGGCAAGCAGUAGAGGAAUCGGGCAAACUUGGAGAGAUAGUAUUCUGGAUGAGAGCUGGUGCCGCACGUACUUCAAACUAUACCACACUCAUGUGGGCUGGAGACCAGAAUGUGGACUUCAGUUAUGGUGAUGGCCUACCAUCUACUAUUAUAGCUGCUACGUCGAUGGGUCUGUCAGGUACAGGUCUGACACAUUUCGAUAUCGGUGGCUACACUACUUUUGGAUCAUUGGGACUUAGAAGAACAGCUGAGUUGUUACUGAGAUCUGCAGAAAUGGCGGUGUUCACACCCGUCAUGAGAACUCACGAGGGCAAUCAACCGGACUUCAAUGUACAGGCUUACUCCAAUCAAUACAUCCUUCUACAGUUUGCCAGGCUAGUCAAGAUUUAUAAAAUGUUGGGAAAUUACACUAAUUCUGUCAUACAGACAUGUGUUAGGGAUGGAAUUCCAGCACAAAGACCUCUAGUUCUUCACUAUCAAAAUGAUCCAGUGGCCGUAAAUGCUAAAUAUCAGUACAUGUACGGUUCCGAUUUAUUAAUAGCACCAGUUAUACAGGCUAAUGUUACAUUACAGAAAGUGUAUCUUCCUCAGGGUGAAUGGGUAUUUUUAUGGAAUACUUCCACGCAAACUGCAGGAAAUAAAUACAUAACGGUACCGGCUCCUAUAGGACAACCACCAGUGUUUUACCAGAAAACAUCACCAUAUUCGGCAACAUUCAUGGCCAUUUCUAAAAUACCACUAGUACCGCCACCACCAACAACCAUCCAACCAUCUACAAAGUCCCCAGGAUUUUUUGAUUUUAUGACUGCCAUGGAGUAUCAAGCAGAUAAGAACACAUGUGAUCCUUUACCAUGAACAGUUAGCGUGGAUAUCAUAUAAAUAGUUGUACAUACAUAAUUUGACGACAUAAACAUGUUCAAAUGGGGUUUAAAAGUAAUUUUUGUUAACAAAUAUACUAAUAAAAAAAAAAAAAAAAAAUAUCAAUGAGUCCUGUUAAAAUAAUUGGAAAGGAGAUUUUAUUUUACACAUUUUACACACAAGGUAUUACUGUUUGUUAGUUUCAGUAUAGAUGUUUCCCUUUCACUGGGGAAAGUGGCAACAAGGAACUUUGUGUCUUUGUUCUUGUCUAUAACAAACGUAUAAUAUUUGUAAGGUGCUGCGUAUCAUUAUGAUACCAGUAACAAAGGAUGAUGCCUACAGUAUAAAAAUUAGUUUGCUUAUCCUUCAUUACAGACUCCAAGAUGAUAAAUCAUUGGUUUUCUAUGUAUUGAGGGGCCUCCGUGGCCGAGCAGUCUGAGUAGUCAUUGAGGGGCCUCCGUGGCCGAGCAGUCUAAGUAGUCAUUGAGGGGCAUCCGUGGCCGAGCAGUCUAAGUAGUCAAACUACUGUAUCACUAGCCAGUCAACACUGAGGUUGUAAGUUAGAAACUUGCAUGGGACAGGUGCACUCGACUCCAUACUAAACACUAGCCAGUCAACACUGAGGUUGUGAGUUUGAACUCCGCUUGUGCUGGAACACUGGACUCCAAUCUAAAUUGACUAGGAUUGUCAGUUGUCCUUCUGAAAGUCAGUGUUUCUUUGGCACUCCGGCUUUUUCCAACAAUUAAAACUGACCUCCACGAAAUACAUGUACAAUAUAGCAUUGAAAGUGAGAUUAAACACCAAUUAAUCUAUGUAUUGUUUUCUGGAAUGAUGCUUGUCUUUUCAUCUAUUUUCUUUUCAUCUGAUAUUGUCUGUCUUUCAAACUAAACUAAAUAUUCAGAAACAUAUUAUGCACAACUAGUCAUAAUAGUACAAACAAUAUAGUUUCAGUCGGAUUAUUAUGAUAUUGGUUUGAGCAAGUUCGUUUUUCUUCAAAUACUAUUGGGACGGAAUUUCAGAUGGACAGACAUUCAAAGCAGCAGCAAUUUAAUUUCUCCUAUUUUUUCAUGUCUUCUUGUUCAAGAUUUAUUUGUUUUUCAAUCAGUUAUGAAAUACAGAGAAAAAUAUUGUAUAAGUAUAUACCUGUGAUAGUUUAUCAGAUCAAAGGAAAGACAUGAUAACAAUGAUAAAUAAUUGCUGCAAGAAUUUUCAAUAUCUUGACCCUAAACAAAAACUGAUAUGGUUAAUGAAUAAUGAAGAUGAGAAUUUAUUAUCAGAAUUAUGCAUGUUCAUUAAGAAAUAUGAAAAGUUUUAAUGGGAUUUAUUUCCCUCUACUACUUGUAAUUUGAACUUUAUAUUUUCUCCAUAGUGAGUUCUAGAGCACCGUCCCUUGAUGAAUAUUGUCCAGUAGCAAUGUUAACCCUUGCUAUUGUGCAUUAGUCAUGAGGAGAAUCACUAUUGGAGUAAUCUCAUGUAUCUGUAGCUAGUUCUGAAGGAUCCCCCCUUGAUGACCUUUGCAUUGUUGUGAUGAAGUCCCUCACUACUGUGCACUGGUCAUGAGGAGAACUACUGCAGAUUGAGAUACUAUAUUCCCAGUUCUAUUUUUGCUAUUUUUUAGUUUCCGUAUUUUAAAAUAAACUUAAUAUCAUAUCCUUUUAAUAUUAAAUCGGCCUCAUUGCACUCAAUGUCUCUUACUAUAAUUAUAUCCUACAUUGCUCAUAUUAUCAAUUUAUUAUUUGUGUAUUACUUAUUGUGUAUUUCACUAAUGUUUAUAUAAUCAUUGUAUUAUGAUGUUUUUGUAUCUUGCCUGACAAGGGCCCAUGAUUGGAAAAAUAAAAUAAUGUCUAAUGUCUAAUAUACCA
Mytilus trossulus (common blue mussel) is the source of this 4333-nucleotide messenger RNA. Its product is annotated as sulfoquinovosidase-like. Gene Ontology annotation, biological process: carbohydrate metabolic process. Bases 204 to 2468 code for a protein of 754 amino acids. NCBI's taxonomy places the organism in Eukaryota, Metazoa, Mollusca, Bivalvia, Mytilida, Mytilidae. The transcript has 11 exons. Gene Ontology annotation, molecular function: hydrolase activity, hydrolyzing O-glycosyl compounds; carbohydrate binding. The record is from RefSeq and is a predicted model, not a curated record.